Molecule: messenger RNA, 992 nt
Organism: Formica exsecta
Lineage: Eukaryota; Metazoa; Arthropoda; Insecta; Hymenoptera; Formicidae
Gene: Ggamma1
Product: guanine nucleotide-binding protein subunit gamma-1
Exons: 1
Coding region: 6-218 (70 amino acids)
Biological process (GO): G protein-coupled receptor signaling pathway
Cellular component (GO): heterotrimeric G-protein complex
Molecular function (GO): G-protein beta-subunit binding
Source: RefSeq, a predicted model, not a curated record
CUGUUAUGGACAUGGUGAUCACGAAUUUGCAACAGCAGCGUCUUGUGACGGAGCAGCUGCGCCGCGAGGCCGCUCUGAAGCGGAUUACGGUGAGCAAGGCUGUCGAAGAUAUCAUGAAGUACAUCACCGAGCACGAACAAGAGGAUUGCUUGCUGGUGGGCUUCUCGUCGCAGAAGUCUAAUCCCUUUCGUGAGAAAAGCACCUGUAUCCUACUUUAAACCUGCAUGCUUGAAACGAGAAGAGCAACAUGAGUGAGAGAAUGUCACAUCUGUCUCCCUGUAAUUGCAUGAUGGUUCAAUGCAACGAUAAAAAUAUUCACGUUCGUAGGAUUUAAGCAAUUUUUAAAUUAUUCUAUGAUAAAUCUAAGAUUGUUGGAAGAGUGCGAAAUCAAAUUUUCUGCCUUAACGUUUGCUAUUAAGAGGAUGCAUUUUAUACAAAGUUCUCAAAUUAUAUAUAGAAUUUUAUACUAUAUAGCUAUAAAGGAAUUUUCACAUGCCUUAUUUUCCUAUAGUCUGAUAAAAACUUAUUAUAGUAGGUUCGAAUAAAACAAUAUAUUUUUAUAUAAUAAAAAGAAAUACUAUUAUACAUUCAUAUAUAUAUACUUAAAUUGUCAAAAUAAUUAUGAUUAAAUACCAAAAAUAAAAUCUCUCUUUAUCUUUCAAACUAGUAUUAUUAUAAGAAUUAAAAAUAAUAUAGUAAAAUAGUUUGACAAUAAUUUCAAACAACAGGAAAAGCAUAUGAAAAUUUUAUUAAAAAAUUAUAAUGAUACUAGUUUUUAAUCUGUGCUAAACAUAAUUUUCAUAGUAUACAUUGUACAUCAAUUGUGGAUCAGGUUCUAAGAUGCCUUUUUUAAGUGCCUAUAUGAAGUUAGUUUAAGAUUUGACAAUGUAAUACGAGUAUAUAUCUCCUAUUUUAUUAAAAGGAACAUGAUUCUGAUUUAUAUAACUUUAUGUAUUACAAUAUUUUAUCAAAUAAAAUGUAAAUCUGUAAAA